AGACCGGGCCUAGCCAUUACCGGACAGCGUUUCCUCCGCAGGCCCGGGCCACCAGGGAGCUGGGCGCUGCCGCAAAAUGGCGGCCGCGAGCUCGAGGCUGCGCCUAGUGAAAUGGCGGGAGUGCAGGGUGCCCGGAUGCAGUGGCGCAGGGCGCGCGCGGGGCGCAUGCGCGCGGCGGGGGCGGGGCCAUGUGGCGUCCCGGGUCCCCUGGGCCGGUCCCGGGCGGCGGGGCUCGGGGUUUGCCCCACUUGCUCUCGGAACGCACGGUGUAGGGUGCCGUCGCGGAUUCGGGCUGAUGCUCCCGGCCCAGCUUGUUCCCACGGCUCACGCCGCGCUUGGCGCCCGAGUGGGCAGGGCCUCCACACGUGGCCUUUGUUUUCGGAGCUCUCGGGCGGUCGUCCCCGCGCCUCGGCCGCCAUGGCGUCGGACGAAGGCAAGCUUUUCGUUGGAGGGCUGAGUUUUGACACCAACGAACAGUCGCUGGAGCAGGUCUUCUCGAAAUACGGGCAGAUCUCCGAAGUGGUGGUGGUCAAAGACAGGGAGACCCAGCGCUCCCGGGGGUUCGGGUUUGUCACCUUCGAGAACAUCGAUGACGCCAAGGAUGCUAUGAUGGCCAUGAAUGGCAAGUCUGUAGAUGGGCGGCAGAUCCGAGUGGACCAGGCUGGCAAGUCGUCUGACAACCGGUCCCGUGGGUACCGAGGUGGCUCUGCUGGGGGCCGGGGCUUCUUUCGUGGAGGCCGGGGCCGAGGCCGUGGGUUCUCCAGAGGGGGAGGGGACCGAGGCUACGGGGGAAGCCGGUUCGAGUCCAGGAGUGGGGGUUACGGCGGCUCCAGAGACUACUACAGCAGCCGGAGUCAGGGUGGCGGUUAUGGUGACCGGAGCUCGGGCGGGUCCUACAGAGACAGCUACGACAGUUACGGUAAGUCAUGCUCCGAGGGCGCCACGCUUCCGUGGUCUGCUGUGGGAGCGUGUGACCACCAUGCUCAGGUCUGUCACUGUGCUGGCCCGGAAGGAACCAGUCCUCUCAGCUUUCCUGCCACGGAGCAUAAAGCCAAAUCUAAGCAACCGAACCGGAGAGGGAGAGCGAGGGCCCGCGCCGCCUUGUCGGUGCCCAGUGCCUGUGCGGCCACCGGCUCCCUGGGCGUGGGGGGUGGCAGCGCCUGGCCGCGCCGGCACGGUCCAGCCGGAGCAGAGUGCUGCGUCGUCGCGUGCUUCCGCGCCUUUACACUGUGCCUGCUUCUUGUCCUCAGCCACACACAACGAGUAAAGCCUUCCUGCUCAAGAUCGUCCCUCCGAGGCUGUGUGUUUUCAGAGCUUGGGAGCUGCGCUGAGUCGUUCUGUGUAGUGGACACCUCCUGUAUUCCCACUUUUGUAGUCGUUUCCGUUGAUCUGGGCGGACCCAGCCGGCCGCUGCAGACCCCACAUGGCCUCGUUCUGAGACUUCUUUUUAGGAAGCGCUGUCCGUUUUAAGGGUCUUAAGAACGCUUGGAAAGCACUUCAGGUUUUGUUCUUUUUACCAUGAGCCAUGAGUUAAAUCGUCAGGGGUUUUGCGGGCUUACAGUUUUUCGUUUUUUCUUCCGGUUGUGCUGCCUUUUUGUUUUUAGUGGGGUCGGCCCGUGAAGUUGGGCGCCCCAGUUCACGUCUCGGAGACUGAACGGACCCUGAGUCUGCUCUGUCGGGAGCUGAGCCAGCGGUGGCUUUUCCAGCUCCGUGUGCCGUUUGAGUGUAGCGUGGUAGGGCACGCCCCGCCCCGGGCCGUGGCAGAGGUCCCUGGAGCCCGACCUGCACGCCCGUGGCUGUGCACCCCGGAGGUUGUUGAAGAUGUUAAUUUAUAUUGUCCUUUUUUACCGAAGACGUACGCAUCCUCCAUCGACGUCGUACCUGCAGUGGCUGAGGAGCUCUUGUACGCAGUUUUCUUUGGCUUCACGAAGCCGAUUAAAAGACCGUGUGAAACGAACCUUGCUCUGACACCUUCCCUUUACUCGCACAACACGCUCCCGACAGACAGAGCGUGGGCUGCAGGGCGUAGGCCCACGGAGCGCAGGGCAGGAAGGCAGGGCGACCGACGGGGCGGGCCUGGCAACAGCUGACUGCCACUGUCCCCUUAGGCCAGUGAGGUGGGUGACGCAAGGCAGCUCAGACUGAGGGGAGCCCCGGGAGGCUUCUGACAGUGGCAGCCAGAGGGCUCGACAGGGAGGGCAGGGCAGCAGGGACAGCAAACACCCGGGCACCCGACGCUGACCCGACGGCUGUAGUCAGGAGCCCCCAGGGGCGGUGGGCGCGGUGUCCCCGGGGACCAACGCGGGCCGGUAGCCAGCCUGCUG
Messenger RNA from Tupaia belangeri chinensis (Chinese tree shrew), 2324 nucleotides. RefSeq names its product cold inducible RNA binding protein (gene CIRBP). The transcript has 6 exons. NCBI's taxonomy places the organism in Eukaryota, Metazoa, Chordata, Mammalia, Scandentia, Tupaiidae. The record is from RefSeq and is a predicted model, not a curated record. Bases 112 to 1470 code for a protein of 452 amino acids. Gene Ontology annotation, molecular function: RNA binding.